CGCGUACAUUAUUUUAACCUUACCAGCAUGCUGUCAAGAUCCUAACCUCAAAUGUAAAGGUUGAAUUUAUAUCAAAAUAUUGUGUUAUUUAUUAGAGGUUGAAUUUAAAAGAUUUUAUUGUGUAAAAGUAUAUGAGAGUAUAAAAUAAUUUAUAGUUUAUAAUCAUGAGCUCGUUUGAGUUUAAUUGGAGUGCAAACAAGAAAAUUGAACCAGCAAAAGUGUUUGCAAAGAGAAAAAAUAAUGGUAAUAACGCAAAAAUAGCCCUGAAUAAUGCAGGUAAUAAGACAGAUUUUCAAAAACCUGUCAAACAAUUUAAACAUAAAAAUGUAGUGGAGAAAGAAACACCAAUUAAUAAACCAAAUGUACAAAGUACAAAUACAUUUUUAAAAAGAAAUAACAAAGGACACAAGAAAGAGUUUCAAAAACCUGUCGAGCAGUUUAACCAUAAAAAUGUAGUGGAUAAGGAAACACCAAUUAAUAAACCAAAUGUACAAAGUACAAAUAUAUUUCUAAAAAGAAACAACGAAGGACACAAGAAAGAGUUUCAAAAACCUGUAAGACAGUUUCAACCAAGAAACAUACAAGAUAAUGAAACACCAGUUGAUAAACCUUAUGAAAAUUUAAAUAUUUUAAUAAAACGAAAACAAAAAAAGGACAAAUUAGCAGCCAAAAACUUAGCUAAUGAAGGCAAUGAUGUACUUCUGCCAAAACCCACUACAAACAAUAACAAAACUACACAACAUUCAUUAUUUUCUGAUCGUAGCAAAAAUAUGUUUGUAAAAUGUCCAAAAGGUGUUUCAGUGGUGGAAAAAGUAUUUAGUGCAGAUAAAAAGUUUAGCUCAUUAAAUAUACAUAAGCAUUUAUUGUCCAAUUUGGAGAAAAUUAAUUUUUCCACAUUAACAAAUGUACAGGAAAAAUCAAUACCAGUUGUGUUAACUGGAAAAAAUGUUUUGAUAAGAUCCCAAACUGGUUCAGGUAAAACAUUAGCAUAUGCAGUACCAAUUGUUGAUGCCUUACAAAGUAUAACACCUAGAAUUCAAAGAACAAAUGGAGUACAGGCUAUAGUGGUUGUGCCUACAAGAGAAUUGGCUUUGCAGACACAUGAACUAUUUGGAAAAAUAAAUACUUUCCAGUGGAUUGUAGUAGGUCACUUGUGUGGUGGAGAAAAUAGAAAAACCGAAAAAAUCCGUCUUAAAAAAGGCGUGCAUAUUUUAGUAGCAACUCCAGGGCGAUUAUUAGAUCAUAUACUGCAUACAACAGCAUUUGCAAUAGAUAGCGUUAGAUGUUUAGUGUUGGACGAAGCUGAUAGAUUAUUAGACAUGGGUUUUAAAAAGGACAUUGUAAAAAUCGUAGAAGAGUUGGACAAAGCAAAAGUAAACUCUGAAUACAACCCCCUGGCAAUGUUAAAUAAGAAAACUGAACAGACACAUGUAGAAGAAGAUGCCGAUUUACCCGCAUUAAAAAAUGUAAACAGUAAAUCCAGACAAACCCUAUUACUUUCAGCAACAUUAACAAAAGGUAUAGCAGAACUUGCGGAUUUCACGAUGAAACAACACAUUUACGUUGAUGCGUUGGAUGAAUCGUCCACUGUAAACCCCGAACACAUGGUCAUACCAAAUACUGUUAAACAAGAAUUUGUAAUGACAUACGUGAAACACCGUUUAUUUACUUUAUCCGCGUUGUUGGUGGCAAAAGCCAAAUCCAAUUCAAAAGUAUUUGUCUUUAUGGCCACAGCUCAGAUGGUCGAGUACCAUCAUGAGCUGUUUACAAAGUAUUUGUUAAAAAUGCCUGUAAACAGGGGUAAAUUAAAGAGUGGUGAUGUGGUUUUGUUGGAUAAUAUGGACGAAGGUAGCGAUGAAGAGGAGGUUGCUGUGGACCUUAACAUCUUUGCGCUUCAUGGUUCUAUGGAUCAGAAUGUUAGGAAAGAAGUUUUUACGUCGUUUAGAGCCGCUAAGAAAGGUGUUUUGCUUUGUACAGAUGUAGCAGCAAGAGGAUUGGACGUUCCUGCGGCUGAUUGCAUUGUCCAAUACACGGGACCAUCAAGCGACGAAGACUAUUUACACAGGGUGGGAAGAACAGGUAGAGCUGGAAAAUCGGGAUCUUCGAUAAUAUUUUUGACGCACGAAGAGCAAGAAUACAUUACCAGAUUGCAGGACCAUAAAGUAUUUCUGUCUGAACACAAACCUGAUGAUUUUCUUAAGCAUUUGUGUGACUUAAUGGAAGAAGAGGAUCAAGAAAAAGCUGCCACUGCUGUUCAAAGAAGAUACGAAUCUGCAUUGAAUAAAGACCAGGAACUAUUUAAAAAAGCUUGUUUUGCUUAUUCAUCUUGGUCCAGAUUUUACAAUACUUACCCAACAAAAUUGAGGUCCAUUUUCGAUUUUAAAAAAGCAAACCUGGGUCAUUACGUUACAAGUUUUGCCUUGCGAGAAACUCCAACGAAUGUUGGAAAAAUUGUAAGGGGACAAGUAGUUAAAAAAGAACCGCAGCGGCUCAAUAGAAAAUUGGCGACACACGACGAUGACCAGCCUAAAAGACCGCCACCUACCGGAGGAUUUAAAAGAAAAAUUAACUCUGUAUGUCUAACGACUUCAGAGUUUGGCAGUGGUUUGGCACCAAGUAAAAAAAAGAAGAAAAAAUCUGCCUAAAUUAUUUAAUAAAUACUAAACAAAAUAU
Molecule: messenger RNA, 2673 nt
Organism: Brassicogethes aeneus
Lineage: Eukaryota; Metazoa; Arthropoda; Insecta; Coleoptera; Nitidulidae
Source: the annotation of a GenBank genome assembly